CGGCGGCAUCUCUUGGGCGGUGCUCGGGGGCUUGAGCAUCGGCCUGCCUCCGGUGGUGAACUUCGGAGUUCCGGGCGACCGAGAUCUUCAAGCGCGGUGCAUCAGGGAGUGCCUCAGCGGGGAGAAGGUCAUCUGCCUGUGCAUCACGGAGGCCUCCGCAGGAAGUGAUGUUGCCGCCUUGGCAUGCCGUGCCGAGGAUGCCGGAGACCAUUUCGUGGUGAACGGCGAGAAGAAGUGGAUCACGAACGGCAUCUACGCCGAUUACUUCACGGUCAUCGUCCAGACCGGGCCGCCCGGCUCCCGCCAGAAGGGCUUGAGCAUGCUCCUGCUGGAGAGGUCCAUGCCGGGAAUCGAGACCAGGAAGAUGGACUGCACGGGCAUGUGGUCCAGUGGCACGACUUUCAUCACCUUCGACAACGUGAAGGUGCCGAAGACCAACAUCAUCGGCAAGCUGAACGGUGGCUUCAUGCAGGCGAUGUACAACUUCAACCACGAGAGGUGGAUGUUCCUCGUCCAGGCCAACCGGGGGGCGCGCGUCUGCGUGGAGGAGUCCCUGAAGUUCGCCCGCAAGCGACGCACCUUCGGCAAGUUCCUCAUUGAGCACCAGGUGAUCCAGCACAAGAUCGGUGAAAUGGGUCGUCAGUGCGAGGCCCUGCAGGCCUGGAUCGACUACCUGACUUUCCAGCUCACCACGAUGACCAAGGAGGAGCAGAACAAGAAGCUCGGCGGCUACAUCGCCCUCCUCAAGGUUUCGGCCACGAAGACGGUGGAGUACUGCGCCCGGGAGGCCCUCCAGGUCUUCGGCGGUGCGGGCUACACCCGCACCGGCCAGGGUGAGAAGGUGGAGCGCGUGUACCGCGAGGUGAAAGCCUGGGCCAUCCCCGGAGGAAGCGAGGAGAUCAUGCUGAACCUGGCCGCUGGCAGCCUUCGCUUCGUGAAGAGGCCCACGCCGGAUCCGAGGGACGCGACGAUCAAGAAGCUCAAGGAAGAGUUGGAGGGACUGAAGAAGUCCUCAGGGGGCCAAGCCAGGCUUUGA
Molecule: messenger RNA, 1036 nt
Organism: Symbiodinium sp. CCMP2456
Lineage: Eukaryota; Dinophyceae; Suessiales; Symbiodiniaceae
Source: the annotation of a GenBank genome assembly